Solanum dulcamara is the source of this 1129-nucleotide messenger RNA. Its product is annotated as ras-related protein RABH1e-like. Lineage: Eukaryota; Viridiplantae; Streptophyta; Magnoliopsida; Solanales; Solanaceae. Gene Ontology annotation, molecular function: GTP binding; GTPase activity. Bases 161 to 784 code for a protein of 207 amino acids. The transcript is spliced from 6 exons. The record is from RefSeq and is a predicted model, not a curated record.
GUGUGGUACUAUUAUAUAGUCAUAAAUAGAGAAUUGGAAGAGAGGCAAAGAGGUGUUUUGUGUUGCUUAAUUUUCUCUCUUUCAGAUCUUGAAAUUGUAAAAAAAAAAAAAAUUGAAGAAGAAGAAGAAAGGAUAAUAGAUAAAUUGAAUUUUGGUUGCAAUGUCGGUGGUAUCGCCAUUAGCAAAGUACAAGCUGGUGUUUUUGGGAGAUCAAUCUGUGGGCAAAACCAGCAUCAUUACUCGCUUUAUGUACGAUAAAUUCGACACCACUUAUCAGGCUACCAUUGGUAUUGAUUUUUUAUCAAAGACAAUGUACCUUGAAGAUCGAACAGUUCGCCUGCAGCUCUGGGAUACUGCUGGUCAAGAAAGAUUUAGAAGCCUUAUUCCAAGCUACAUUAGAGAUUCUUCUGUUGCUGUAAUUGUAUAUGAUGUUGCCAAUCGCCAAUCAUUUCUCAACACUUCAAAGUGGAUCGAAGAAGUACGCACUGAACGAGGCAGUGAUGUCGUUAUUGUUCUUGUUGGGAACAAAACUGAUCUUGUAGAAAAAAGGCAAGUUUCCACAGAAGAAGGAGAUGCUAAAUCUCUUGAAUUUGGAGUAAUGUAUGUAGAAACCAGUGCUAAAGCUGGAUUCAAUAUCAAGCCUCUGUUCCGAAAGAUUGCUGCAGCCUUACCGGGGAUGGAAACACUUUCAUCCACAAAACAGGAAGAUAUGGUUGAUGUUAAUUUGAAGCCUACCACAAAUACAUUCCAUACAGAGAAGCAAGGGGGAGGUUGUGCAUGUUAGAUUUGUACUUAAAAGAGGAAGAGGAAGACCGAGAAGUUGGAAACACACAAAGACACAGUUGCAUCCAGUUAUUAGGGUGCGGAUUUCUUAGUUUGACAUUUGUAACAUGGAUUUUCCUUCAUGAUGUACAAUAAUUUGUUAAGACUUCAUCAAGGAGGUAGCUGAUUACAGGCUUCUACGAAACUUCUUGUGUGUAUAUGUGAUGGUUCCUAAGUAACUACUAGUUCAGAAACCAUUUAUUCCGGAUCGAUCUCCUUGUUGAAUAUAUAAUGAGAUGCCAUACGUAUUUCACAUUCAUUUUAGUUUGUUGCACCACCUAUUGUUUAUUGAUACACCAAUUACUUA